Molecule: messenger RNA, 1222 nt
Organism: Aspergillus versicolor CBS 583.65
Lineage: Eukaryota; Fungi; Ascomycota; Eurotiomycetes; Eurotiales; Aspergillaceae
Product: cupin domain-containing protein
Exons: 3
Coding region: 233-1222 (329 amino acids)
Molecular function (GO): dioxygenase activity
Source: RefSeq, a predicted model, not a curated record
AUGAUGAUUGCGAUUUCAGGGACAAUUUAGUUUCGCAAUAGAGGCAAUAGUCGAGGCACUCAACUUAUUAUACUGCAGGCAAUUCGCUGGUUGGAGUUGACCCGGAGGCACUUCCGGCUGAACCGAUCUCUCCCCGGGAGGUCCUGGUUGCACGAGCGCCCAUUCUACAUAAAAGACCAGGACCUGCCGUUGCCUAGAAUCGAAUCAACUACAUGAUCGCGAUCGGGUCAGAAUGGCAACUACCAAGGAGCAGCAACAGAACAGUGACUCGACCGAGCUCCUGCUCAAGAGUCUCGAGGGCAGCAACACGCUGCCUCUAUGGACGCAAAUGGCUCGGCUGAACCCCCCAGAGCCGAAUCCAACGGCGGUGCCCUUUGUCUGGAAGUAUCAGUCCAUCCGCCCGAGUCUAUUGCGGGCAGGCGAGCUUAUCACGGAGAAGCAAGCUGAACGGCGGGUACUUAUGCUCAUUAAUCCGACCAGAGACGCGCCAUACACAACAGACACCCUCUACGCCGGUCUUCAGCUCGUGAUGCCCAACGAGACCGCCCCCGCACACAGACACACGGCCUUUGCAAUGCGCUUCAUCAUCGAAGGGAACGGCGGGUUUACCGCGGUGCACGGCCGGCGCAUUCGGAUGCAACAGGGCGAUGUGAUCCUCACCCCGACGUGGAACUACCACGACCACGGCAAGGAUGGCUCCGGGCCCAUGAUCUGGUUGGAUGGGUUGGAUCUUCCAAACUUUCGGCACUUCCCUGUGCACUUUGUGCAGCAUUUUAGUGAGGUGCGGUAUCCCGCCGAGGACCUGGAUAGUGAUAACUCGCCGUUGGUCUUUCCGUGGAAGGUUAUGAAAGCUUCGCUGGAUGAGCUUCCGGGGGAUUGGGCAGUCAAGAGAUACCUGCGAUCGGGGCAGCGAGAAGUGAGCCGCGUCCUUGGUGGUUGUGCAGAGAGGCUGAAUGCCGGCUGCGCCUCUGCAGCGCGUCGUGAGACCACAUCGGCAGUGUACCAUGUCAUUGCGGGAAAGGGCCAUUCUGUAGUUGGAGAGCAGACCUUCGAGUGGGUCAAGGGUGACACGUUCUGCGUGCCUUCUUGGUACAGAUACCAGCAUUUUGCUGCGGCGGGGGAGACAGUCUACCUGUAUCGCUUUGACGACAUGCCCAUGAUUGAGGCAUUAGGCUUCUACCGCUCCGAGGAGAUGGACGUGGAGUCGCUUGUCAGAGAUUAG